Molecule: messenger RNA, 2582 nt
Organism: Paramormyrops kingsleyae
Lineage: Eukaryota; Metazoa; Chordata; Actinopteri; Osteoglossiformes; Mormyridae
Source: RefSeq, a predicted model, not a curated record
UUACCUGCCAGGUGUUUCGGUCUGUUUAGCCACAAAAAUGGCGCCGGGAAUGAAAUCCGUCCCACUUUGUUUUUGGCAAAUUAAAAACAAAUCCUAGACUUUAAAUGGUUUCUCAGAUGAGACAUUCAUUGGCCCACAUCAUACCCCGUAUUAUUAAAAUACCUCCUAAAAAGCGAAUAUGUGUGAUGUUGCUUUGCAUCUCACAAAUCUCUGUUUCCACAAUCAUUCCAUCUGGAAUGUUCAAGAUGCAGUGUCACGACCGCCAUUUCUGGCUUAAUGUUCAGUCGCAGUUUCUUGGCCAAACGACUCGCUUAGGCUUUGAAGACAGCAGUGGUGUUCACUACCUGUCUAUAAAGCGAGCCGCUGAGUGCGGGUACAGCAUCGUGUUCAGUGCCGCUGGAGACCUGGUCUUGCGAGCCUCCUUCCUGGCCUGCCAUGUGAACAGUAAACUGGGCCAGAAGGGUGCAGAAUUCUGGCUGCGUGUCCGUGUUGUGAAUGAAGAUGUUGACAGCAAGGAGGUAGUCUACCCCCUGCUCCUUUCCUGCCCUCUCUUCCAGGCUUGGAGCCCCCGGGAAGUGGUCUGUGAGGAGGGUUACAUGGAGGUUUCUGUAACAAGGUGGCUCCCCCAUAACAAUCACUUAAAUAGGGAGAAGGAUGUCAGACCUCCUGAGGAGGACGGGCUUAGCCAGUGGCAGGUGGCAUUCCAUGUCCCACACCAGACUUUGGCAGAAGGCAUGUCUGUGAAGGAGGCCCAUCUCCAGGGCUACCACAUCAAUGCCAGGGGUGACCGCCUUGUGAUGCACUGUCUCUACUCCUCCCCACUGUCCUAUGUGCUCCAGGACCAUGGGAUUGAGGUGGAGGCUGUUAGUGCCACGGUCUUCUACCAGCAUCAGAAAAUCCCCCUUCUAGCCAACCUCUCCGUGGCCUGCCCUCUGAGCAGAGCAAUGGUGGAUGGAGAGCAUCUAUCCUGGAUGUUCCCCCAGAUCCUGAGCCCUCUGGUGCAGGGCUGGUUCAGGGACAAGGGCGUGAGGAUGGGGGUGGACGGGAGUCUCCUCAGUGAGUGUCAGAUCCUAGAGCGCGGCUAUGAAAUCGGGUUGCGGGAACAUCUUGUGGAGAUCCGGAUUCCUUUUGGAGCAAAAGGUGGAUUCAUUAAGAGCAACGUUGUUGACCAGAGCUACUUGCAGUCCUUCUCUGUGGACUUGUACUUCAUUCACCAGUGGGAGGAAGGCCAUUGGGGGGUGACCCAACAUCGCUCCUUCAGAUCCUUGAACACCACAUACAUUCCUGGAAGGCUCAUUCUCAUCAACAACACCAUUCCGGGACAGGGAAUAUUUUCGGUGACCUUUGGAGUGUUCUCUCCAGAGGUGUCCCUACGCAGUGUAGCUGUGGGGGGUGAAGCGCCUCUCAGCUGGGCCCAAGCCCGCAAGGCGGGCAUCCAGGUUUCCCUUAUGCCCUUCGCCAAUGGCAGCCAUGCUUACCAGCUCCAGGUGCCCUUCAUGCACCCCCAUGUGUUUCUGGAGUAUAUCGGUGGGGGUUACAGAAGGCACAUCCUGGAAAUGGCAUUUUCCCUUGACGUUCUCCCCAGCAACGCGGCCUUUUUCCAUCAUGCCACUGUGGUGUGUGACUCGCAGGAUGCAGUUCUGCCCAAGCUUGAGGGCAAGUGCACUGACCAGGGCGUGCUGGUGCUGUUGCAUUAUGGGAACUUGGGCUCCGAGUGGGAGAUGUACAUCGACGGCCGCAGGAUGGACUGGGAGGUGGUGAAGCUGGGGGGAUACGUGGUGAAUUUGGAGGAGGAGGAGUACUUCAGCGUGGAACUGUCCAUGCACAGCCUGGGUGUGGUUUAUGAGAACAUCAGCCUGCAGGCUUUGAGGAUCAGGGUGGAAGUGAGUCUCGUGAAUGUGGAUACAGAGCUCGUGGAGCACACCUUGGUCCAGCGGUGCACCUUCCCAGUCCGGGAGUUUCUGCGUAAAUAUUACUUGUGCCUCCCAGAAGGCAGGGCAGUGGCAGUGGUGGACACGUCCCGCACCAUACCCCCUGUCAAGCCAAUGCGCACUGCCCUACUGGACCUGAGCUGCAGGCCAUCUGCAGCAGACGGCACCCGAGCCCUUUUUAACUUCUCCCUGGAUUUGUGUGGCACUAAGACGUCAAUGGAGGGGAAUCACCUAGUCUAUGAGAAUGAAGUGGUGUAUAUGGAGAGAACUGCCAGGCCCCUCCCACUCAUCCACCGGGACACUCACUUUAGUUUUUCUGCCUACAGACUCAUUCUGCAGUGUCAUUACCUGGUCAACAACAGCAUCACGAUCCACCACCUACCCACUGUCUUCCCAUCCUCAACCAGCAACCCCACACAAGGGAGCCCUGGUUAUCUCUGGAGCAAAAAGCCCCCCUCUGGCAGAGCUCAAAGAAGUGUUUUACAACAAAGGAUUGCAGACAGACCAGUCGAGAUGUCCCUGCUCAUGGUGUCGACAUUGGGGAUGGUGUCCGUCUUCCUAGGGAUCCUGGCGAUGAUCCUUUGGCUCAGGGCCUCUUGUCUUUUCAACACUUGAUUGAUGCCAAUAAAACUAAUAAAAUUGUGCAGCACA